Molecule: messenger RNA, 1675 nt
Organism: Paecilomyces variotii
Lineage: Eukaryota; Fungi; Ascomycota; Eurotiomycetes; Eurotiales; Thermoascaceae
Product: pyridoxal phosphate-dependent transferase
Exons: 2
Coding region: 252-1586 (444 amino acids)
Biological process (GO): L-serine biosynthetic process
Cellular component (GO): cytoplasm
Molecular function (GO): O-phospho-L-serine:2-oxoglutarate transaminase activity; pyridoxal phosphate binding
Source: RefSeq, a predicted model, not a curated record
UUCACUAUAUCUACUCCGGGACGGCCCCAUGUCGUAAUUAGGACCAGUGUCCCCCGCUACUUUCCCUCUGGAAUCCUUCCAUCUCCCCCGUGGUGAAAGCUCCAGUGUACAUGUUCGCAGCUUCAUCUUCCUAGUUUCUGUCUCAAUUCCAUUCUUUGUUUGUUCUACUAUAGGCACCAGUUGAACGCUGGUGCUUCUCCCAAGCUUUCCCUGAACAGUCAGUCUUCUGCGCCCCCGAGAAGAAAAAAAAAAUGCCCAGCAGAGAGGAAGUCGCCUACUUCGGUGCAGGCCCAGCGCCUCUGCCCACCUCUGUCGUCGAGGCCGGAGCGAAGGCAUUUGUCAACUACAAUGACACCGGUCUUGGUCUCGCUGAGAUCUCCCAUCGUUCUCCCACAGCAAAUAAAAUCCUGGAGGACGCCAAGAACAGCCUGCGCACCCUGUACGACAUUCCGGACAACUAUGAUAUCCUGUUCAUGCAGGGCGGUGGCAGCGGCCAGUUCAGCGCCGUGGUGCAGAACUUGGUCUCUAUUUAUGUUGAGCGAAGAAGGCGUCAAGCAGAGAAGGACACGACCAUGACAAAUCCGGAUGCAGACAAGCAGACGAUCGCAGAUUUGGUCAAUCUCAAACUCCGCAAGGAGGUCGAGGAAGAUCUCAAGGUCGACUAUAUUGUCACUGGCAGUUGGUCACUGAAGGCUUCACAGGAGGCUGCCAGACUCCUCGGAUCCAAGUAUGUCAACAUUGCUGUGGAUGCCAGAGAGGCCAAUGGCGGAAAGUUUGGCAAGAUCCCGCCGGAAGAUACCUGGAAGCUCACUCCUACGAGGAAAGAGCAAGGCAAAGGCUCGGCGUUUGUCUACUACUGUGACAAUGAGACUGUGGAUGGGGUCGAAUUUCCAGGUUUCCCCAAAUGUCUAGAACCCCAGGGAGGUGGCGAGGAGGACGAAAGGAUGAUCGUGGCAGACUUCAGCUCGAACUUCCUGAGUCGAAAGGUCGAUGUCAGCAAGUACGCCGUGAUCUUCGGCGGUGCUCAGAAAAAUGUAGGUAUUGCUGGAAUAAGCAUCGUGAUUAUUCGCAAGUCUCUGCUGCCUCCUGAGACUGCGUCGCCCCCGCCAUCUCUUCUACACGAUUUCCACGUUGGCGGUCUUCCGGUCCCGAUCGUGCUUGACUAUGGCGUCACCGCCAAGAACAACUCGUUAUACAACACACUCCCCAUCUUCAACUUGUGGGUAGCGGCCGAGGUUAUGGCCGACCUGGUCAGGAAGCACGGAGACAAGAAGAUUGGUGGACAGGAGGAAAUCGCCAACCGCAAGGCUGAGUUGAUAUAUGGAGUCCUGGAUAAGUACCCGCAGGUUUACCAGGUGGUGCCCGACAAGAGCGUCAGAAGCAGAAUGAAUAUAUGCUUCCGCGUCCAUGGGGGUGACGACCAGAAGGAAAAGGAGUUCCUGGCUGGUGCUGAGAAGCGACUGCUUCAGGGUCUGAAGGGUCACCGCAGCGUCGGUGGCAUCAGAGCGAGCAACUACAACGCUGUGCCGCUGGAAAACGUUGAGAGACUGGUGAAGUACCUCGAGGAAUACGCUUCCGGGCAAUAAUUUAUCCAAGGGAUACGAUAUAUCGUUCAACCGGCAAGACAUUAUGUUUCAUGAAGCGAUGGGGGCGUUGGACCGCCUCUGAACGUAUC